Leguminivora glycinivorella is the source of this 1310-nucleotide messenger RNA. RefSeq names its product 39S ribosomal protein L44, mitochondrial (gene mRpL44). NCBI's taxonomy places the organism in Eukaryota, Metazoa, Arthropoda, Insecta, Lepidoptera, Tortricidae. The coding region runs from base 80 to 1048 and encodes 322 amino acids. Gene Ontology annotation, molecular function: double-stranded RNA binding; ribonuclease III activity. The record is from RefSeq and is a predicted model, not a curated record. Gene Ontology annotation, biological process: RNA processing. The transcript is spliced from 6 exons.
AAAUUAAACUGUCAGAUCAGUGUGAAUGAAAAUGUUUUAAACAUUUAUAAUACAUUGUUUCUAUUUAUAUUGUGUAAAAAUGGCUCUUGUUAAGCUUUGCUUACCAUUUGUGACUAGAACCGUAAGAUUAUACCCUAUAGCACAACAAGCUCAAAAAAUACACCGAUGGGUCGCUCCUACUUUAAUGGAGCUGAAGCGAAGAGAAGAUAAGCAGGGCGGUAAAAUAACGAACCCCAGAAACACUUUUCUUGAGUGGAAUUUAGAAGCUGAAUUAUUUGCGUUUGGGAAGCGAUUGAAUGAAGAAUUCGAUUCGGAUCUAUUACUCCAGGCUUUCACUGACAGAUCUUACGUUAUUAAAGAGGAAAUGAAACAAAAAGAAAUGGAAUUCAAAUUGGAAAUGAAAGACAAUAGGAAAUUGGCUGAAGAAGGUGAAAAAUUCAUGAAACAGUACCUCCAGUUGUACUUAGAGGCCGCUCUGCCCAAGUUUCCCUUGGAGGGGGUUGCGGGAGUGAGGCAGCAUCUGACCAGCGAAGAAACCCUCUCCAACAUCUCUCUCCAUCUUGGCACCAAGGACAUCAUACUUGCUGCUGAGUAUCCAGUGGACAACUACACAUUAGCCACAGCAUUCAAAGCAAUAGUGGGGGCGCUACUGCAGUCUUGUGGGGAGGAGAGGGCUGCACACUUUGUCAGGGACUUUGUCAUCACACAACUGCAAGGGCAAGAUGUGAAUGAGUACUGGCACAUAGAGGACCCUUGGGGCAUGCUGACUGGUCUGCUCAAGAACCAGGGUGCUGAGGUGGAGCCCCGACUUAUCGGCGAGGUCGGCAAGAACACUCUACUGGCUUGCUAUAGAGUUGGACUUUAUGUUGACAAGAGGAUGAUUUCCGCAGGAUUCGGCGAAAACAUACCCACAGCCAAAGAGAUGGCAGCGCGGGAGGCUCUGAAGAAGAUCUUCGGAACCGAAGACCAUAUGAAGCCCAUCAACUUCCAACUGCAGGGCAUUCCCAAACCCACCUCGGAGACCAGAUACCAGGUCGCUGCCAGUUGAAGAGGACUGUAGGAUUAAGUGCUUUGCUUUUAAAAUACCACAUUUAUACUUGGUUUUUAGAAACCUUAAUAUUAUAUGGAACAAGACUGCCCUUGUAGUGAGAUUAGCACUUGAUAUUAUUAUGUUGACGGCCGAUUAUAAUAUUUUUCCUCUCACUAGCUCGGAAACAAGUGUUUUUUCCUUUAAUACCAGUGGGUAAAAACGAAUUUUAUCUACUAGUGGGUAAAGUAAUUUGACCUUGAAUAAAGAAGAAGAAAAGUCA